Messenger RNA from Paramecium sonneborni, 992 nucleotides. Lineage: Eukaryota; Ciliophora; Oligohymenophorea; Peniculida; Parameciidae. The record is from the annotation of a GenBank genome assembly.
AAUAAAUGCUUAAAGGUGUCAAAGUAAGAAAAGUAUAUGAAGAUGAAAUUGAUGAACCUGCUAGAGAGAGUAGAUUAUUAUUACGAUCUAUAUUUAAUAGAAAAGGUGAAAAUACUGGAGAGUCAAUUUCAUAAACAAAAGAUUAGAGAGAAAGGACAACAAUUUGAUGAUAUAGAUGAAGAUGAAGAAAAAUCAGAUCGUUAAAAAACUAAAGAGGAAAGGAAUAAGGAAAAUUAAAAGAAGGGUGAAAUGCUGUUCUAACAAAGAUAAUUAUAAAAGGCAAUAUCUGAAUGUGAAUUCUGUUUGAGCAAUGAGAAAUUAAGUUAAUAUUAUAUCUUAAGUCAGAGUAGUAAUGUUAUGCUUGUCUUGCCAAAAUAAAGUAUAAAUUGUUAUAUAAAGGAUUUUACAAUUCUUACACACACUUAUUAAUAGUGCCGAUGGAACAUGCUUUAAGUAUUAGAGAUGUAGAAGAUGAUACGUAUGAAGAAAUAAGAAACUUUUAGAAAUGUUUAAUUGGAGCAUUUGAUAAAGCAAAUAUGGAGUGUAUCUUUUAUGAGAAUGCUUUUAAAUUUAAAUAUGUUCCUCAUGCUAUUAUUGAAUGUGUUGCUAUUCCUUAUAAGAUUAGUAAGGAGGCUAAUAUAAAUUUAUAUUUUAAAUAAGGAAUGGAUGAAUUGGAUGGAUUUUGGUCAACUCAUAAAAAGAUAAUUGAAAUUCACAAGAAUAAAGGAGGAAUAAGAAAAUAAAUUCCUAAAGGAUUUCCAUAUUUCUAUGUAGAUUUUAGUUUAAAAUCUGGAUAUGCUCAUGUGAUAGAGAAUGAAAAUAAUUUUUCAUCGAAUUUUGCUAGAGAAAUAUUAGCAUCAAUUCUGAGUGUUGAGAAAUCAAAUGUUUUAAGUCCAAAAGUAAGAACAGAAUAAGAAGCUAAAUAAGAGAAUGAUUAAUUUUAAUUAAUUUGGAAAUAAUAUGAUUGGACAUUGGCUUUAACAAGAUAAUGA